Messenger RNA from Cladophialophora yegresii CBS 114405, 552 nucleotides. RefSeq names its product arf/Sar family, other. Gene Ontology annotation, biological process: protein transport. Gene Ontology annotation, cellular component: lysosomal membrane. The record is from RefSeq and is a predicted model, not a curated record. The coding region runs from base 1 to 552 and encodes 183 amino acids. The transcript is spliced from 2 exons. Lineage: Eukaryota; Fungi; Ascomycota; Eurotiomycetes; Chaetothyriales; Herpotrichiellaceae. Gene Ontology annotation, molecular function: GTPase activity; GTP binding.
AUGGCUGGUUUCUUUACGUGGGUGUGGGACUGGCUGUUAUGGAUGUUUUGGGCAACCGAGAUGGACGUGACGAUAGUCGGAUUGCAGAACGCGGGCAAGACGAGCUUGGUGCGCGUUCUCGCCGGUAAUGAGUUCACCGUGGACACGGUACCGACGGUUGCGUUCAACAAGAAGGAAGUGAAGAAGGGCCAUGUCUCGAUCAAAUGCUGGGAUCUAGGAGGCCAGCCGAGGUUCCGGUCAAUGUGGGAGCGAUAUUGCCGUGGGGUCAACGCCAUUGUCUUUGUCGUCGACGCUGCCGACAAGGAUGCCAUACCCGUUGCGCGAGACGAGUUGCACGCGCUCAUGUCACGACCCACGCUCGAAGCUAUUCCGCUCCUUGUUCUCGGCAACAAGUCAGAUCUCCCGAACAAGUUGUCGGUGGACGAGCUGAUUGACCAGCUGGACUUGAAGUCGAUUGUGCAUCGAGAGGUCAGUUGCUAUGGAAUAAGCGCGAAGGAGGAGACGAAUCUAGAAGCGGUUCUGCACUGGCUCGUAGCGAGGGCUGCAAAGUGA